Molecule: messenger RNA, 2027 nt
Organism: Sus scrofa (pig)
Lineage: Eukaryota; Metazoa; Chordata; Mammalia; Artiodactyla; Suidae
Gene: LENG1
Product: leukocyte receptor cluster member 1
Source: RefSeq, a predicted model, not a curated record
GGCAGAAACAACAGGGAGGGGCCAUCCUCCUGCCAAUCGGAAGUGCUAGGAGGCGGGCCUGCCAGUUCGCGGACAGCUACGGCGCCAUGAAUAUCCUACCCAAGAAGAGCUGGCACGUCCGGAACAAGGACAAUGUGGCCCGCGUGCGGCGUGACGAGGCCCAAGCCCGGGAGGAAGAGAAAGAGCGUGAGCGGAGGGUGCUUCUCGCUCAGCAAGAGGCCCGCACGGAAUUCCUGCGGAAGAAAGCUAGGCAUCAGAACUCACUGCCUGCGCUUGAAGCAGCAGAAGCAGGAGCCCCAAGGUCUGGCCCUGUGGAUCUGUUUCGGGAGCUGCUAGAGGAAGGGAAAGGCUUGAGCAGAGGCAAUAAAGAGUACGAAGAAGAGAAGCGACAAGAGAAAGAGAGGCAAGAGAAAGCUCUGGGCAUCUUGACAUACCUGGGCCAGAGUGCAGCAGAAGCCCAGACCCAGCCCCCUUGGUACCAGCUCCCCCCAGGGCAGGGGACCCCAUCGCCUGGUGCCGGACGAGAUGAGAAGAUCAAGAACCGCCUGGACCCUCUGCGGGAGAUGCAGAAGCACUUGGGGAAGAAGAGAAAGCAGAGUCGUGACGACAGCAGUCACAGCGGAAAGGAGAAGGAGCCUCCUGUGAAACAAUGGCCCACAGAACCCCCAUCCCUGGACCGGCUUCGAGCUGAACGUCUCCGGCGUGAAGCAGCUGAGAGGGCGCGGGCAGAGGCCCUGCUGGCCCGGGUCAGAGGCACAGCAGCCCAGGAGCAUCGGCCGGAAGAAGAGGUGGAUGAGCGGCAGAGGCGGUACAACUCCCAGUUCAACCCCCAGCUGGCCCGGCGCCCCCGCAGGCAGGAACUCCCCCCUGCUCACUGACUGAGGGGGUAGAGGAGAGGCCGCUGCUGCCAGCCGUCAUAUAAAACUAUUUAUUCAUAAAUAUUUUCCAAAAUGAAAAUAGGUUUACCAAAAAAUGUCCCUCACUGGGGAGGGGAGGAGGGGGCAGCCCUCGCCCCCGGGCCCCCAGGGUGGGGCUGAGAGGUAGAGAACACCUCCCGGCCCCCUCCCUGCUUCCUGGGGGAGGGGGCUGCCCCGGGGCCUGGGGCCUCCCCCCCAGUCUUCCAGGGCAGGGCCCUCACCUGGGCAGGGGGAUCAGCAUGCGGGGGGAGGGGGUGGAGGAAGGGGCCGGUGUCACUGGAGGUCCCGGUCCUCCAGGUAGCGGUACUCAAAGGUGAAGCCUUCCUUCUUCCGCUGGCCCCACUUCUCGUAGUCAAAGUAGAUGUAGGUGCCCUGGCCGGGGGAGAAGGCGGUCAGUGAGUGGCCCAGGAGGCGCUCGGGGAUCUGGGUUGGACCGACACAGGGGACAGGUCUCAGGGCCGUGGACGUGCCAGGCAGCAGGCCGCCUGCCCGCACGCACACGCCAUCUCACUCCACCCUCUCAGGGCUCUUGGCAGGUAGGAAACGUUAUCACGCCUGCUUCAGAGGAAACGGAGGAAGGCACAGCGGUCAGGGGUCAGAGCCGGGCCUCGGCCCUGGGCACCUGUGCACCUCGAGAUGGCUGUGGCUUUGGAGGCCUGACAGGCGCUGCGUGUGUGCUGUGUGUCCUGGGGUUUGGUCUUCACAGAAGCCUCAGACCACUGCCCCGGCCUUGAGGACCAACAGGCCUGGCUGGAGCCUACAUCCAGGCACGCGGCCAGGACCAAGGUUUUACUGGGGACAGUGGUGGUGCGGGAGCUUCUGAAGGACUGAUGCCUAGAGACACGCUGAGAGGAUUACUUUGGACCAAACGAGGAGGGGGCAGGAGGGCUGUGGUUAGUGGGGGAGAAGACACGGUGGGAAGGGGCUGGUUCUGAGUGGGUGGUGGAAACACUUCCAAGAACCUGAAAGCGCCGUGAGGAGGGGACCGAGUCCCCUGAGGACAGGGGCCUUGGCCAGUGCUCAGCAGCGGGGAGAGGUGUGGAGGGAACGCCACUGUGGACCACCACCAGGCAGGCCCAGGUGAAAUAAAGUACCAAACGCCCACGACAC